This is a messenger RNA of Drosophila melanogaster (fruit fly), 2040 nucleotides long. RefSeq lists its product as uncharacterized. The record is from RefSeq and is marked reviewed. Lineage: Eukaryota; Metazoa; Arthropoda; Insecta; Diptera; Drosophilidae. Bases 211 to 1695 code for a protein of 494 amino acids. The transcript has 3 exons. Gene Ontology annotation, molecular function: microtubule binding.
GAACACAUCGGGAAACUUUUCGUUGUCUAGUGUCUUUGCAAAAUUAUUCUUUAGUCGUUUCGGCAGUGUCAAGUCUACUCAAUCGUUUCUCCCAGCUCCGAGCAAACAAAAUUAUUUCCAUUGACAAUUUUCCAGUUUUCGUCAGCUCCACAUCGCCGUGUCGGUUUGUUUGAUUUCAAGUUUCUGGAGGUUAUUGUCCCAUAAUCAGCCAUGUCCGGUGAUUGCAACACGUAUUGCCAAAAUGCCUGCGAUCCCUGCCAGGCGCCCACGGAUUUCUCGCCCUGUCCGCCGAAUUCAACGUGUCCGCCUUGCGACUGCGGCGACUAUGCAGGAUGCUGCUACCAGCAGCCGCCGCGCACCAUGCCCAUCCUGCCCAAGUCGCACUUCAUGCGCUCCACAGCGCCGCUGGACACGGACACCAUAUACCGACGAUCGUUCUAUGCUAACUGUGGCGACAACAUUAGGGCCCGACCCGUAAUGCCGUGCUCCCAAAUACGAGCAUCCACGGCGCCGCUGGAAAAGUGCACCAUACAGAAGUUAUCCUACAUGCCACCCUGUCCGGUUAAGCGGACGCCACCCAUUGUUCCCAUGGAGAGCGGCCUGCGCUUCGAGGGACCCAUCUAUGCGAUGACCUCGCAGAAGCACGACUACGUGCCCAAGGGGAUCGUGAAGCGGGAUCCCAUUAAGCCGCGUGUGGCUAUCUGCACGUCGAAUGCACCGAUGGAGCGCUGUACUAUCCAGAAGCUGAGCUACAUGCCCAUCGAUGUGUGCCAGAAUCCGCCUCCGAAGGCCAUGGUCCAGGGAUCGCACUACUGCAAGCCGGCAGGACCCAUGGAGCGCUGCACCAUCCAAAAGCUGUCCUACAUGCCGGUCUGUUUGCCGGCCAAGGAGCCCACGCCCUGGGCCGACAAAAUACGUUGUGUGCCGCCGCGCUACUCCAAUGUCUGCACCACCUACAACCUAAGCUACAUGCCCAACUGCAAUGAGGCACGUACGGCUCCGGUGACGCCGCUUACCACCUUGCGCUUCUGUGGCAACGACGCCGGUUCCGGCAGCACGGUGUACAAGCUGAGCUACAUGCCCGUGGAUGCCUCCAGGACCAAACCGGCGCCCGUCCUGCCCAGGGACACUUUCUGCCGGCCCUCAGGACCGCUGGAAAGGUGCACCAUUCAAAAGCUGUCCUAUCAACCGAACUGCACGGAGCGCACUCCUCCGAUUCGCCCGAUGGAAAAUGGUCUGCGAUUCGACGGGCCCAUGUAUGCGAUGACCACUCAGAAACACGAUUUUGUGGCCAAGCCCCACGUGAGGAGGGCUCCGAUCAUGCCGAGAACGGCCUUCUGCCGGCCCACUGGAGCCAUGGAGCGCUGCACGGUGAACAAGUUGUCGUACAUGCCGGUGGAUGUCACCUGUUUCCCACGCGCCGAGUCCGUCCGACCACGACAGGGAUUCUGCCGGAACGAGGGACCCAUGGAAAAGUGCACCACAUACAAACUCAGCUACUUGCCGAACUGUGUGCCGCCCAAGGAGCCACUGCCGUGGGCCAGGUACACAUCCUACUGCCGGCCAACCGGACCUAUUGAGAAGUGUACCAUCCAGAAACUUAGCUACGGACCGCCAGGUGCCUUCCAGCGCUGCGGAGGUCCUUGUGGAACUGGCGCUAACGAUGGCACCUUUCCCAAAGCCGGCAUUUGUUAGCCUGGAAAUACAUUAUGGUUGCUCUGAAGAAUCCGUCUCCCAAGCUCAUCCCGAGUUCUACGUUUUAUGUUCAAGCUAAAUCUUUCAGUCCACGUCUUCUAAAGAGAUAUGUUGUUUUCUGUUGUAAAUGCUUGUCAAAGGGUUCGCUUUGCGAACUGCAUCCAUUAAUCGAGCGGCGCUAUCCGUUUGCUUCGCUGCACCAUCGCUUUUAUCCGAUUUUGUCAAUCCCAUAUGCAUAUACAGAAAAUUGCCGGUGAUCCAAUACAUGGCUUAUGAAUUAUGGUGUAUUCCUCAUUGUCAAAUUAAACUCUGUUCACAGAAAUAUAGAAAUCCAGUAAAUCACGG